UGUCCAACUUCAUAAUUUCUCAUAUAUUGGCGGCUGAAACAUUGGGCAGUACGAACUCCUCGGUUACACCGGAAAGCUUGGAUAUAUGCCAAACGAGCAAAUGGAAAACGAAAAUUUUCAAAAUGCCCCCACCUGCCCUCCUUUAAAGGGCUUUCCUUCCCUGUUUCCUUCCACUUGCUUUUCGUAUAUAGAUACUUUCCAAAGCUUAAAAGAGUUGCCAUUCAAGGGAAAAAAAAAUCAACCAAAUAAAUUUGUUAAAGGCAGUUGUUGAAUAUAUUUACUUUUUUGGGGUUUCUUUUGGUUUUUACAUUGUUUUGUUAUUUGUUAACCUAAAAACUCAGAGAAGAAGAAAGAGAAGAGAAAGGAAUGGCUUGGAGCGGAGAGAAGCGAAAAGAAGUUGUUACGUUCUUGAGAGUCUUGCUAGUGUUGGUGGCGGCGGUGCAAACGACGGGGUUGUAUGGGGUUAAGCUGAAGAAGAAGGAGCACCGGAACGCUUACGCGACGAUGAUGUACAUGGGGACGCCGAGGGACUACGAGUUCUAUGUCGCGACACGUGUUUUGAUAAGAUCGCUUGUUAGGCUCCAAGUGGACGCUGAUCUCAUCGUCAUUGCUUCCCUCGACGUUCCCCUCCGUUGGGUGCGCGCCCUGGAACAGGAAGAUGGAGCAAAGGUGGUGAGGGUGGAGAACAUUGAUAACCCUUACAAGGGUCAACAAAAUUUUGAUAAGAGAUUCAAGUUAACAUUGAACAAACUAUAUGCCUGGAGUUUGGUGGACUAUGACAGAGUGGUCAUGCUAGAUGCUGACAAUCUUUUCCUCCAGAAAACUGAUGAAUUAUUCCAAUGUGGGCAGUUUUGUGCAGUCUUUAUCAACCCCUGCAUCUUUCAUACUGGCCUCUUUGUGUUGCAGCCAUCAUUAGAGGUAUUCAAAGACAUGAUUCACCAACUGGAAACUGGUAAAGAAAACCCUGAUGGUGCAGACCAGGGAUUUAUCGGUGCCUACUUCCCUGAUUUGCUCGACCAGCCAAUGUUCCAUCCGCCCCUAAAUGGCACCAAUCUAGAUGGGCAAUACAGACUUCCUAUGGGCUAUCAAAUGGAUGCCUCUUAUUAUUAUCUUAGACUUCGUUGGAGUGUAACAUGUGGACCUAACAGUGUGAUCACUUUCCCUGGUGCACUAUGGUUGAAGCCAUGGUAUUGGUGGUCUUGGCCUGUCCUGCCCCUAGGCAUUGAAUGGCAUGAAAAUCGUCGUCAAACUCUAGGGUACGCAGCUGAGAUGCCUAUUGUAAUAAUCCAAUCCAUUAUUUUUCUCGGAAUCAUCAUGAUGACACGUCUAGCACGCCCCAGCAUCUCCAAACUAUGUUACCGUCACUCAGACAAAAGCACAUCUUUGAUGCAAACAGGCCUAAAGGUUAUAGCAAUCUGGUCAAUUCUUGCAGCCUAUAUAGUUCCCUUCGCCAUUAUUCCUCGUACAAUUCAUCCAUUGGUAGGCUGGGCAUUAUAUUUCCUUGGUUCGAUUGCUCUUUCCUCUAUUGCAAUCAAUUCAUUUUUGCUGCCAGUCAUUCUAGUUUCUGUUCCUUUGAUUGGGAUUUUUGGGUCUCUUUUGGUCAUGGCAUAUCCUUGGUACCCCAAUGGAAUUAUAAGAGCUUUAGCUGUUUUCGGCUAUGCUUUUUGUUAUGCUCCUAUUGCUUGGGGUUCAAUAGUUAAGGUCAUGGCAAGGCUUCAGGUCUCACUUGAAAGAGAACAAUUUUUCCCAAUAUUGGGUGAAUCUUCACCACCAUCUGGCUUUAACAAGUUGUAUUGAGACUUACCAGCGAUAUAAAUAUUCAAGGAGACCAAGGACUUUAACAAGAUUCUUUUUCUUUUGCCCGGGAAAAAAAAAAAAAUAUUGACAGAAUUCGAAGACUUUGGUGAAAACAGAAGGUGAUUGGAAUUUCAUUCAACAUUUGUAUGAUUAAACGGAUGAUACAUAUUUUGAUUAUCGAAAUUUCCUUUUUUUUUUAUCUUGUCAAUGUUGUUUAAUUGAGCUUUCAAAAAAAGGCUUUUUCCUGGAUUGGCCUUGGAGACUUGAAAAACGACUCAGCUUAUGCGUAGCUCUUUUAAAUUUUGAAGUCAUAAACAAGACUUGAUCUUUUCA
This is a messenger RNA of Durio zibethinus, 2130 nucleotides long. It is a transcript of the gene PGSIP8, whose product is annotated as Nucleotide-diphospho-sugar transferases superfamily protein. NCBI's taxonomy places the organism in Eukaryota, Viridiplantae, Streptophyta, Magnoliopsida, Malvales, Malvaceae. The record is from RefSeq and is a predicted model, not a curated record.